AUGUUCGGCGUGCCUGCCAGGAAAAACUCACAGGCGUCCCUGCCGCCCUCCCAGUUCCGAGAUUCCGCCAGAAACGCCAUCUACCAGCAGCUCCCUCUGCAAUCUUUAGGACUUAGUUCGGCCACUUCCCUUCAAUAUCAAAACGUGCCGGAGUCUUUGGUGGACUGGAACCUCAACGUGACCCGCUGUAAGCUCAUGCUCAACCAUAUGCCCAUGGUGUCGUCAUCUCCAGAUAUCUCAUACUCCGACCAGCAGCUUCCUCAACUAGUCGGCGAUCUUGCACAAAUCUGUCAGAUCGUGCUCCUCCAACCCCAUAUUUCCGAUAAGGAGCUUAUUUAUACGCUCUACUCACUGAACUUAUACACGGAGCACAAACUUGACAGUCUGUUCAAAAAGUCUGUGGCAGAGAUCUCUGUCAAACAGUCCAGACUACUACAAAUAAACCAGCCCAAGAGACAGCUUCCUUCACCUCCCAUCACGCAAGGUGAUCAGUCCCACCUCACUUUUCAAUAUAAGGAAAUUGCUGUGAGGAAUUACUUGGUCAACCUAGCAGCUGCGGCCACGACCGCUUACGAAUACAAGGUCAAGAGCGACAAUAUCAAAAAGGAGCUCAAGCUGCAGCUGGCCAAUGGUGAAAAGAAGAAGUUGACCAAGGACGCAAAGAAACUCUUGUGGGACGAGGUGCGUCUGGAUGUGUUCCGCCGGGCUGGUUUGGAGGAAUAG
This is a messenger RNA of Candidozyma duobushaemuli, 723 nucleotides long. RefSeq names its product Std1p (gene STD1). The transcript has 2 exons. The coding region runs from base 1 to 723 and encodes 240 amino acids. The record is from RefSeq and is a predicted model, not a curated record. Lineage: Eukaryota; Fungi; Ascomycota; Pichiomycetes; Serinales; Metschnikowiaceae.